CUCCCUGGCGCUAGCUGGGACGAAACGCCAGCUUGUAACACGAUUUUGUCGAUCGAAACCUCGCAGAGGGAAAGAAAGAAAAAAACAGACUGGAAGGAAACAAAACCACAAUGGAACGAAACGUCGAGGACGACCUAAAUCGCGAAUUCGGGAACGAUGUGAAAAACCUGCGCAAGGCGAAGAAUUAUCACGCUUCGCUGAUGGUUAGAAAGCAAGAGAUCGAGCAGAGACUCAAGGCGUCGAAAGGCGGUAGCGAUCCGGAGCAGUUGAAGGGACUUCUCGGCUUCGCGCGAGAGUCCCUGGAGAAGAUGCAGAUACUCGAAGGCGUUCACGGCAAGAUCUUGAACGACGUGUCGGCGCACCUGGACAAUGCCAGCCUGGUCAAGAAGGAGUUCGAAAGCUCCCUCACCGACAUCCAGAAGCUGCUGCGGUUAAAACAGUACCUGCAGUGGAUAGCCAAGAUCGAGGAAACCAGCGAGUCGAUCGAGGAAGGGAUGAGUCAGGGCCAAGACGAACAAGCCGUGUCGCACCUCUCCUUCCUGCUGCAAGUGUGGCAAAGAGUGCGUGGUUCGGCCUGCGUGCACCUUGUCGACUUUCUACGAGAAACCAUCCUCUACUGGCACCAAAUUCUCAGGGAUAAGUUUGAAAAGGAGUUCAACAAGGUUCUGCAUUCCAUGGGCUGGCCCAUCCUCAACACGGGGGUCAGCGCGCCUGUUUCCUACACGCCGGAGCUGUUGCUUCCAUUCGAGAAGUGCUUCAUCAACCUGCACAAAAUCCAGCUGCCAGAAGGCCUGGAGGGUUCACAGUUGGAUGUCGGAUCGACCACGUCGGUGCUACCCUUGGAACUGAUGCUGCGACCACUGAAGAAGCGUUUCCUCUUCCACUUUACUGGGAAACGCCAGACCAACAGACUUGACAAGCCGGAGUGGUACCUGAGCCAAAUACUGACCUGGGCUGCUGACCAUGGAGAGUUCUGCGAUCGCUUUGUCCAGGCAAUUCUCGUCAAAGCAGGUGUCGAAGGCAUGCAGGCAAGGCUUGAGCUGAUGCGUGGACUGGUCCAGAUCGGCAUUCACAAGUUGCAGAUGGACUUGCCGUCGCUGCUUGCCGACGACCAGCUGCUGACGCAUGCCAUCGAGGAGGUGCUGCUGUUCGACCGGGAGCUGCGGAGUCAGGGCUACCCGCCCUUCUACCCGUGCAUACUCAACGUGCUCACCGCCGACCACUGCUUCAUCCGGUGGAUUGCUCUGGAGAAGAAGUGCGCCGAUGAGAAACGCGACGUCCUCUUGUCGUCUCCGACGGCGUGGAAGCCACAGUUCGCAAUGGAAGGUGACGUCGACGACUUCAAAGUUCCGGAGUGUGCUGAAGCAUUCAUGAUGAUCCUGUCUGCUAUGACAGAACGUUAUCGCCACCUCGAGCAGCCCUAUCACCGGCUCAAGUUUGUGAGCCUGCAGCAGAUCCUCCUGGAAGACUGGAGGCUGUGCCUGCAGCAGAUCCUAACAGCACGGCUGGAAGAGCUGAACCUGGUCGCCAUCUGCCCAAUCGUGAACGCCGCCCACUACGUGGUCCAAGUGCUGGCCCAGUGGAGCAUACAGCCAUUUUUCGUCGAACUCCUGGAAGCCUGCAACGAGAUGCAACAGAAGGAGAAGCAGAAGAGGCAAAGUACAAAACAGGCCAAUUCGGAAAUGGUUGACCCCGAGGAGGCGCUGUUUCUGGCUGCCUCGGAGACACCGUCAGACGAGAGCAGCCAGCUUGUGCCUAUGGCCGAGUACGGCACCCUACAGGAGUCGGUGUUCGAGGAAGUGUCGCAGCUCCUCGAGAAGCUGUACACGGACACCGUGCUUGCCAUCGUUGAUGAGCUGGUGCUUGACUUCAAGGCCAAGAGCAAGGCCUACCGGCGGGAGAAGUGGUUCUGCAUGCCGUCGCUGAACGACAGGGAAGACGCAGGCCUCACGCCGACUGCCUUCCCCAUGCUCAGCUGGCUGCAGUCCAGUCUUCAACAGCUUCAGGAGGCCCUCGCUGCACCACUCUUCAACACUCUCUGGCAAGAAGCAGCGCGUGGCAUCAGCGUGUUCUUGUAUGAGGAGCUGAUCCUGGAAAACUUCUUCAGUGAAGGGGGUGCCAUGCAGCUCAGUUUCGACAUGAACCGAAACCUGUUCCCCCUGUUCAGCACCUACUCCCAGAAGCCGGAGAACCACUUCAAGGAGGUGAAAGAGGCGUGCAUCCUGCUGACCAUGCCACACCCCGUGGCCUGGAUCCUACAAGAAACGCUCCGUGCGGCGCGGGCCACUGAUGUAGUGACGGGCGGCACGGCGCUUGAGGAGCAGGGUGUCUCGUUCCUGACCCCGUCCCAGGCCAUGCACGUGCUCUCUAAACGCAACGACCUCGUGCACACCUGAGUGAUCAUUCCAAGCUGGUUGGCAUCAUCAAGCCAGCUGCAAAGCUGGUCACCAAGCCACGCUUGUCACACCCCUCCACAUGCUCAGGUCCUUUCCCCGGCCUUCGUGCAAAGCUUUCAAGGCAUGGCCGCGUCGCACACCGCGUGUUGUCCCAACCGCGACGAGUUCGUGUGUGCCGACGUUUGUGGUGCAGGCUUGGCAAAGGCGGCUUGUCAACGAGAUUGCUUGGGUGCGGACGAUGUAGAAAGCCGAAGAAGGCCCAAAAUCUCGUGUGCUGCUUCGCGAAGUGCUUCUGCACGAUCCUGUUGCAUCGUGACCCUCACCGUUGUAAAUGUGCCAAUCUCUACUAUGCGCUGCAUGGGCAGGAGAAAACUAAAUUUGUGAGAGUCAGCAUGUGAAUGUCGACGGCCUUUGAGCUGAAAGGUUGGAAAGCCUGCGAGAGGUUUAUUGAGCAAGGUGGUAUCUCCGGCAGUGUGUUUGCGAGGCAGAGGAGCGUGAAGCUGCGCGGACAAGUUGAACCGCCAGUCUUGGGAGGAUUACAGGAGGAAGCAAAUUUCUUUGCCAGCCGUGUAUUGGCAGAUACGACACUGUUUGUUAGGGGCCAUCCGGACAAAGUUGAGAGACAGCAGUCUGAAAAGCACACGCUGCGUAUUACAGUUUCAGCUAAGCUUUUCAUGUUGCCUACCUAUCGAAACUGGAAAUGGCAGCUAUGCUAAGACUGCCAUAAUAACAAAGGCAUUCAGCUUGUCUGCAUCCAUCUGUAUCUGCUCUGGUGUAUUCCCCAAUCAAGUCACUUACAGCACUUGCACAUGGCGUGGUCCUCUGACACAUUUUGAGAGACCAAAUUGUGGAGCGUGGACUUGCAGGCAUUUCAAAGCAUAUAAUACACCAUUGCAAUGUAACCUGUGCUCCGGACGCUUUCUUUUUUUAAGCUCCGGCACCUGAAGGCAAGAGAUUUCACGCUUGGCAUCUCGCUGUAUGUAUUAUGAAGGAAAGAAAGAGAGAAUGACCACAACUUGGGAAAGGAAAUAAUUUCAUUUCACAAGCUCUUGUUGCUGUGCGUUGCUGACAGCCGAAGAGAGUUGAGCUUGGUUAAGGAAACUCGGUGGGGUGUUCCGACAUGUUGCCAUUCCCCAUAUCACAGCAGCUGCACGUGCUAAUUCCUCAGACAUUUCAGCCAUUGUACAGAUUAGUUGGAAAGAAGGCUUGUCGAUAGCUCCAACGAAACGCAAGCCGAUGCCAAGACUAUAGAUUGGAUCCCAGUCGAUGCCUCGUUGGUGCAAGUCAGAACCUGUGAGCGAAUAAAGCUGCAAACUAGCGUUUAAUUUUUUCUUGUAACGUUGCACAAAUUGGAAGGACGUAAACUCUUUUUAAGAUGAACUUCUUGAUAAGUUUUGUUUCUUUGAUAAGCUGAUAAGAUCAUUGAUUGAUAAACCGAGCAGUUUGUGAACGUCUCUUUAGUUGCCCUUAGUUGGGACUGAGUAUUUUUCAGGGCCAUUGCAGGCAGCCUAUCAGUCAGAAAAAGCAAUUUCGAGAAGAAAAAAAUUGGUUUCAUGACUGCAGUAUGCUCUGCAUUGCUGCAAAACUGCACCUUCAGCCUAAAUUAACAAAUAAUCUGCAUUCUUACAUUGUUGUAAAAUUUCCUAAGCUCUGGCACAUUUUAUGUGCAAAAGUGUGGUGUAGUGGUAAGUACGCCAUGUUGAAGAGGGAGCUUGUAUUCAGAUCCAACUGUGAGUGGGUGGCAUGCGAUUGAUUGACUGUACGACCAAGAAAUUGAAUGAACAGGAUUUGUCUAGCACACGUGGCUGUCUUGAUUUACAAAGUCUGGUGUUGUCGACAAGCUUCCUGGAGUUAGAACCCGAAGUUGGACGAGCUGGUUGUUCAUGCCGAGGCAGGAAAACAGCACUAGAGGCGAAAUGAAUGACAAAUCAUGUGGACGCCAUUUUAUUUCUUCUCGCUAUUUGCGCCGUCUCUAGCACUGUUUUUCUGUCUUGAGGCUUACAGAGCACUGAAGUGUUCCGUUUGUUCUUCAAAACAUCUUGGGUGCUAUCUUGAUCACAGUUAACAUGAACGCAGGAGCUUUGAGCAAUAUCUGUGCCAUUCUAACGGCCCUGUGCAAGGUCCCAGCACUUGUGCGAUGAGGACAUCCUGCUAUCGCGCACACGACCUUGUUGAAAUGCUCGUUUGUCAUCUGCUAGGCUUGCUUUCUGAUGCAGAUAGAGAAUAUUGAAACUUACGAGGUAUGACCGACUGCAAGAGUUAAAAAUAAGUAUACAAGAAGUUGCGUAAACAUGUCUACAGAAAUUCUUAGACUUCGCACGGAGAGCGGUUUGUGCAGUUUAUGACCACCACAGAUGAUGCGUCAAAGCGCUGACAACGCAGUUCACACGAUAAUUACAGUUUUAUGCUUCGUGCCCAGUGCAACAUUUUUGGGGCCUGGUCAAUAGAGUGUGCUAUUAAUACAGAAAGCCAGACGUUGCCAUGUUCCUGCUAACCGUGAUGAAGAUGGUACAUUGCGCCUGUAUGCAUUCCAAUCCACUACACAGCCACCACUGCUGGAUGUACAAUACUGCACUUGUUUUCUUCCUGUUUUCAAUCGCGCAAAUCAUGUUUCAUCUAGUCAGUCUUGUUUGAGUGUCUCAUUAGUGUGUGCAGCAUGUUUAUGACUCAAUUUUUUUUUUCCUCUUUGCAUCUCACAUUUGACUGUGUCGUGAGGAUGUGUGGUCAUUCAGUAAGCUGAACUGGGUAGUAGGAACUCUUAUUAUAAAAGGUACCCACCUAUUUCCCAUAUUUUCCUCUAGUCCAGUCUGUGUUGAAGUACAGUCAUGACUUUGAUGUGAUGUAUUUUACGAGUACUUUGGCUCCGUCGCAACCCACUUCUACUAUAGUGCUACGACAUUCACCUACCACUCUGUAGAAAAGAAGUCUGGCGUUUUCCAGCAUUGGUGCUUCUUAUGGUCGGUCACCGUGCAGUCCUGAUUUCUCGUUUAGCUUUAUUAGCUUUCUUAUUCUUUUUUCAACAUUCACAAGUGUCUAAAUUGUUCUAAUCCAAGACCUUUCAAGCUGUACCAUGUCUUGUCCUCAGGACUGCACAAGUUGAAUAAUAUUUCACUGCAAGGAAGUUAACUGUUCUUACAGAAUUUUAAAUUUCUGGGUUUUCCAUCACAAGUUGAGUUGUCGCAUAAAGCUCAGUUUCAUCUGUGAAGCUUUUUCCACUAACCACGGUGAUUCUGGCUAAGGCAUUCUGAUGUCAAGCAUGCCAAGGUUGCAGCUUCACUUCCUGACUUCAGCAGCCAUGUUCAGACAAAGGCAGAAUGCAAAAGCCCUCAUGUACAGAGCGCUAUAGUGUUAAAUGGCAGACGAGUACAGAGCACACGCGAUUUUGGCCCUCUGGCAUUUGUACAAUCUCCGGCAGCCAGAGCGCCAGCAAAUUGAGAGCUGCCCUUUAAUAGCAGACCGCACUGCAGUUCUGUUUAGCUGAAUGUUUAAAAACCUGAAGCAUUCGAAGUUUACCCAAGUCCUCUGUCCCACCUUCAAUGGAUUUCACAGCCCAGUUGUUGCUGAUUAAUUAAGCUUAGAAUCCCAUGAUUAGGCUUACCAUGCCAGAAUAGCACAGGAGUUAAUGAGCACACGCUUGCGCAUGCUCGAUGUGCUAGUGUUUUUGCACUCUACCCCUCGGCAACAUGGCCACCGUGGCCGGUUAUCAAACCAACGACCUUGAACUCGGCAGCAAAACACCGUAACCACUUAGUCGCAGUGGCAAACACCAAGGUUUGCCUUGGGACUAAAAACCGCAUCUGCAAAUGACAUUUCUUCCAAUGUUUUAUUGUAGUUUUGCUGCAAAACUUCGAAUAUGCUGGUGCCGGAACCAUAAGCACAUACCCGAAAGCCAUAUUUGGCACCAAAAGGAUGGACACAAUAAUAAAAACAUCAAUGACAAUGUUUCUGUGUGUGUGGGGGGUGUUUCAGCAACAUCUAAAGCCAAGCUAGCUUUGAUAUGAUAAACGCAUACAUAACAACAAAUUAUCAGAUAUAGUAAACAUAAAGUGUCUCCUGUGGAUAUCUGCAUGUAGCGAACAUAUGCUUAGAACAUAUAUCAGAUAUCGCGAAAAUAUUUUGGUAUUGGAUAAAACUUUGUUAUCGCAAGGUUAACUUAUGUCUUUGAGCAAAUACCAGCUAAGCCAAAAAGCAUUUCUGAAGCACAUACAAUGCUGGAAGCGCGUGUCUUCUACAACUCCCUUUUGCUCCUCACAUAUCAAAGUGAUUGUCUGUGGCGGAUGUCGGAGUUUAUAGUUUUUCAUUGCUUACUUACCGAAGGUGCAUUUACCAGUGCGAAAGAGGAUGAGCGAUUGAGGGCCGUGAUUUACGACAACGGCCGAUGGCCAAGCUGCCGCUGCUUGCUGCAUUUCAUUUUCCCGCCAUUUGCCAACGCUGCGGGCGCGCGAGACCAUUUCCGCAAAGUGUUGCCUGCCGCAGAAGAAGGUCUCGUCACAGAUGUGUGUGUGUUGUUGUUUGGUCGAGUCUUGUUGCACUCUUCCGUAUAGUUGAGAGGCUGUAAUUAGUGCUAAAGCAUGUUGUUGAGUGUUGUUCCGCUGCAGCAUUGCUUAGUUUUGUUGAUGUAGCUGCGCUUUAUGUGGCUCCUUGUUCUCGGCCAGCUGUAUUCACUUUUGCAGAGACCUGCUUUUGAGCAGUUAAGUGUGAAAUGUUCUUGUUUAGUAUUUGUUUUUCUGUUGCACCUAAGACGUCUGUGGAUGAAGAAACUGACUGAACGCGAAGUUCCCAAGCUGUGUCCUUAUUCCCCACUAAUUAUCUUAUUUCCCUAAUAAGGUUCCUAUACUCUAUUUCAUACAUAGCAGGGAACGCUGCAAAGGCUAAAGACGACGCUUCUCUCACUGUUGACAUUUGCGAUCGAAAAAUAGUGCAUCAUGUGUAAAAGAAAAAGGCACAGCUAUGCGUGAUGCAAUCAACGUAAAAUUAAGUGUCAUACUUUUAUGUCGCAACAUGUGAUGCAAUUAUUACGGGAAAGAUAUUGCAGACCUGACUCUAUUAACCACCGAAUGAAUGAAGUGGCAUGUUUAUGCCACCGGCAGCCACGGCGCACCACUCAUGCUGGUGACUAAAACAUAGUGCAUUGCAUACGAGCUGCAUAACGAUGCAAAAGUACUACUACAGUUGAAUUUCAUUAUAACUAAGUUGCAUUGACACAAAAAAUAUCUUCGGUAUAUGCAAUAUUCGUUAUAAGCAGAUAUCUGUUACACUGUAAUUGCACUGAGACAAUUUUUAGUUAUAGCAUUAUAUCCAAAAAUUUGUCAUACCAGUGUUCCUUGUAUCGAGGUUUGACUCGUGUGAUUUGACGAAAACUCAAAAUUAGCAGGUUGUAGGUCUAACACAUGGAGUACCACUUGUUUGGUAGAAAGCAUCGCAGAUCAAAUACAACUGCUGCGAAAUGCGCAGAGACUUGAUUGACGACACUCUUUGCAUAACCUAUACAGCGUUGCCUACUAAGUAUUAAUAGUAGUAUAAUAAGAAUUUCCAUAGGAAAGGUCUGUCAUUUUGGGGAGCACAGAGUAAAGCGUGAAGGUUACACUUUACAAAUGACAGGGAAUAUUUGCCACUCCAUACAGUAGUGUGCAGUGUAGUACACUGUUAAAUGGGACACUUGAGCACAGAGCACGUGUGAAUUUUCUCUCUGGCGAGUGUCAAUUGCUCAGUUUUGCAGCAGACUACUUGUGGUUGAUGUCACUGACACCUUUCUACAUAGUUGUGUGGUGAAUUAACACAGCUUCAGGUGGCAAUUUCAGCCAGUGCACCAACAAUGUAAGAUCAGCACAUUCGAGUGUUCCCCUUAACAGUGGACCGAACUGUACCCUCAACUUUGGUUAAGCUAUUUUUUUUUAAACUAAAGAUGUCAUUGAAUGCUACGACUGUUCAAAUCAUCAAAGUCAUUAUUGAAACUGAAAACUCAGCAUUACCUGAGAGGAGUGGAUCAGGAAGCAGCUGGGCAAUUAAUUUGCCAUGAUGAUCUGUUAUUGAACACAACAAAAUUCAAUAGACAGUGAUAUCUUCUAGGCGUAAUUGCAACAGCACACGUUAUUGAGGUUAUACGUCUGCCUAUUUCGAAAGUCCAGUUACCAGUUUUAUUAUACACGUUUUUUAACCCCUUAAGUGUUUGGACGAGUUCAGCUUGUCAACGUGGUCCUAGUUAACUUGGUUGUGGAUGAGCUCAGCUCGUUAAUGGCAGUAAACCUGUUUUCAAAUCGAUUUGGAUGAACUCGGCACGUCCCCCUAGUUUUUCUUCUUACUACAUGGACGGCUGCAGUGCCAGAGUUUAAAAUCUGCUGUUAUUUUGCUCCUUUUUUGUUUUACUGUAUAGAUGUCGGCACUUCUCCAGUGCCUCGAAGGCCAUGUUGAUUCAGUCUUCAUGUUCUACAACAUUGAUGGUAGCCAUUUGGUCAGCGCUGGAGGCGUUUAUUGCGGUCCUUGUUUUCUACUACAUAAAGGCCGCACUUCUUAGGCAUUCAAAGACCACAUUUUUGGUAUUGAGCGCUUUUUGCAUCUUUUGGCAGACUUGUAACGCUGGCAUCUGUACCGUUUGUGGCGAUGACAAAUGCAUAUAUGUUGUAUAAUGAAGAGGUAAAGUGAGGUUAUCUCAUUUAAAGCAUUAAGCAAAUUGGUUGGGAAACCUUUAGAAGCAUUUUUGAUGAAUUGAAGUUUGAAAAUAAGCCUUAAAAAGAAAAAAACAUGCUAAAUGAGGUCACUUUUGGUCAAAAUAAUAAAACACUUAAAGGAUUAAAAGAAAGUUGAGAGACUAAUCACACAAUGUUGUCGUCGACCUAACACAUUCUGUUCACAGGUGCUUUUAUAAGGAAAGUUUGUCAGACUAGAUGCACAUCACCAUUGACUUGACUUCAGUUUGUAAAUUGAAUACCCAGCCUUCAAGAUCAAGAAGGGGGACAGGCAGGCCCUAGCUUGACAAAACACUUUGCGCCACUUGUCAUAAGGUAAACUGACUGUGGGAGAUUACAGCAGAAGCUGAAAGAAAGAUCUGAGUAACAUCACAAGAUGGCACAGUUCUAAAAUGUUUUUUUCUUUUCAGUGCGGUCCACAGCACAGUAGAGUUCUUGAUAAUCAGUCCCCAAACUCAAAGUUUGUGUCAAGAUUCUCAUGCCGACAGUUCAUCAUGCGAAGGCACUUUACACUUGCUGCUGCUUCUACUCUUGCGAGCUUCUGCCAUAGCUCUUAAACUUAUCUUGUGAUGUCCUCGACGUUGUGCAUGUUCAACAGGAGGAAAAUCAAGCAUGCCAGCCGAUUUCAGCACUUUAUGCACUCAUUGAACGCAUUUUGAUCUUUUACUAUAUCUCAAGCCAUCUUUUGCAACCACGCACAAAGAUGCAGUGAUAUUAUGGUCUUUCCCCCCGACUCGGUGAUAACUAUAUCUAUCCCUUUUUCCAGCAUGCAUAAAGGAAAAAGGCUGGUGUUUGCAUGAACCAGUGUUUAGGUUGCCACUCACUGGUGAGAACAAGGUAUUACUCCAGAAUUCUGAUCAAGCACCCAAUUAAGAUAAUUGAAGGAAUGUUGUGAAGGGAUCAUACACAAAUUCAGAAUCGUGGGAGGAAAAUUUUUCCAGACCUUCAGAAAUGGUUGGACUGGGUCACUUUUAAAAAUAGUGAUGCUUGUUCAGAAUUUUACAGUAAUGCCCCUGUCACGCAGGCUAUCUCAAAUCUGUGGAACCAAAAGUUUUCAUAUUGUUAAGGAAGAAUGUCUGCUGUUGCGUCAAAGGGGGCAUGGAUCAGAGGCAUAUUGAGCGGAGAACAGCUUUGUUCAUGCAUUGAGACUUCAAUUGUGCAUGCUUGAUCCUAGCUGACUGCGGGUUGAAUUUUCUGUCAGUUGUUAGUAGUUUACCAGUUAAGGAAAACAUGCAUCAGUAAAUUCUGAGAAUCAUGUCGAAGGUGGCGUUUUAAGCGCUGGGCUGCAAGAGGUAAAUGUAGCCAGGAUCUCAACAGGUACUCUAUUUGGGUUGGUUGCUGUUUUCGGUACAAAACGCAUUUGAAUACCUGACUCUGGAAUUAGUUAUUUAAAAAGGAUCUCAGAAAGGCGACCUCUUAAAGGGACAGUAAAAGGCAGCAAUAUGGUAGCUCAGUCUGGUAAUGUUUUGUUUCAGCGUUAAUUUGGCAAAGCGGUUAAGUUCAUCGUAGAUAAAGGGCAAAGUAUCUCUUGUUGAAUACACCACAUUGCCAGUAUUUGCAUUGCAUCACGGAUUUCAAAGUAUUUUUGAGCAUUUGGGAAAUAUUUGUUUCAAAGAAGUUCUUGAAGUGCACUGAAUUGGAGUCUCCAGUUCUGUUAUAAUGUAGCACAGUCCUUGUUCGUAGAUAAAUUAUUAGCAGAUUCUGGCCAAAUCUUGCGGUCCCGUUAGAAUUCAAUGUAAUCCUUAGUCGCUAAUAACGUUUUAUCUAGCCCCGAGCAGAUGCUGGUCAAAUCUAUCGCCACGAGAAGCUACCAUGAGAACUUAAAGCCAGUCUUUUGUUAUCACUUAGUUUCCGACUUGCCAAAACUUUGCUCGCAAUAAGACUGACACUUCCAAUGUCGCACAAGUGUGAUUUAUUAACCUUGAUUAACCAAACAUUUUUCCUCAGCAUCCCUUUUAGAGAGAACGGAGCUCAGACAGAAUUCUUUCAAACUAAGGACUUCAUACUCUUUUACUUCAUGCAAGUUUUGGUAUGCCUGCGGGACAGGGGCUGGCUUUCGGACUAAGCAUACCAGCUUCUGCGUUUCCUCAACACUGAUGCCAACCACAAAAUGCUACCCACCAACACAGCCAGUGUUCUAAGCUUUUCAAGCAGCAAGGAAUGGACAUAACUUUCUUGGAUGUUUUUGUACCCUUGGGUGCUAUAUAUACGAAGAGAAAAAAAAAAAGUUGUGAUAAUCCCCCCGCCCAGCCAAGAAAUGUUCUGCCACAGUUUUUUGUCAUAUCACCUCGUACAAACGGAUUUCUCUUCCCUGCGAGUCUUUUUUUUUUUUUUUCAUUUGUGUGCAUUGUUGAGAGAGUGUUUGACUCUGAAUUGACCAAACUGUUUUGACCGCUGUUGACUGACACCAUAUCCCAGCUUAUUGUGUACAUAUUCAGUGAAAAAUAAAAAAAGAUGUGUUAAAAAAGGUUA
Messenger RNA from Dermacentor andersoni, 11554 nucleotides. RefSeq names its product RAD50 interactor 1 (gene Rint1). The record is from RefSeq and is a predicted model, not a curated record. Gene Ontology annotation, biological process: retrograde vesicle-mediated transport, Golgi to endoplasmic reticulum; regulation of ER to Golgi vesicle-mediated transport; endoplasmic reticulum to Golgi vesicle-mediated transport. Gene Ontology annotation, cellular component: Dsl1/NZR complex. Lineage: Eukaryota; Metazoa; Arthropoda; Arachnida; Ixodida; Ixodidae.